AUGGGAAAGGCAUUUCGUUGCAAUUAUUGAGACCUUAUUACUUCAAUGACAGAUGAAUCGGUCUAUUCUUCGUGUUAUUGCUGAGAUACCACUUGUUAGCGGCAAAAGAUUUGCUGGGGGUUGGUAUCGCUCUAGGUACGUUCCAGUUGAAAAUCGCAAUUUUGAAGGCGCGGUUUGCCGGCAGUAAGUAACGAAUGGGGACCUCUCACUGAUCUGCCUGACUAUUCCUUCCCAGGUAUGCCUAUUUGCUUUAUAACACUCGUGCAGACGGACGAAUUCCGAAAGUCACGACAGUUGGCCAGAUGGGGCGUGCCUCCCAGCAGUAUGAGGACACGGUAUGUUGAGUGUUUUUAAGCUAUUUGGGGCCCGCGGGCCGGGUUUUUAUUUCGAUUUACCAUUUUUUUCUUUUUGAAGGCAUCAUAGCAUUGAAUACCUUCCACUAUAUACUGCUGUUGCAGGGCUUCGCUCCCGAGCGAAUUUUCUGUGGCAAUUCUUCCAGCGCAGCCCCCCAGUUCGCACAUAACAUAAUAAGCCUAAAGUGGUCCAAAGUCUGAAUGUAUGAAUGAAGGGAUGCCAUGGCGGUCUAUAGAGCGCUGUUCGUCCACUAGCCCUAGCGGCUCCUUUCGCGCGGUAGUAUGAGGAUUUAUCAACCUCCUGCUGUUAUGUUUUUAUUCGGUACAGUAGACACCACCAUCAGUGCAUAUUUCCUUCAGCAAGAAGGCAUUAUUCGAAUUCUUCCGUGACACCUAUGUAAACAUCGAAGGAUAGUUCGGUGAACGUACGUUUCCGACUAUUCAUCCACGGGCCUAUGCAGCAAUACAAGUUAGGGCAAAGCAGUGGAAGUUAGAACAGCCAGUGAAUAGUGGUUAUAUGGGGGAGAGUUCAGGACGUUCAUACAUGUCUAUUCUGCCAGGGGCUUUGGGAGGGAGGACUCUUACAGUGAACUACGCUUAAGUUUCAUCGCUGUAGCGCGGCGUGGUAGGAUGCGGGAACAAGCAUGCUGAGCCCGUGUUGGCCCACGGUAGUUUGAGGGCUUGUAUGAAGGCUUUCUGCGCGCAUAAGGCUGGGCUGGCUAGCCGUAUGACCACCGUUGUCAAACUGCCGUGGGCCAAGAUGAACCCAGAAUGUUCGUUCUUGCAUACUACCACGCCGCACGACAGCGACGAAGCCUAAGCGUAGUUCACCGCUAGACUCCUUCCCCCUCCCCAAACCCCUGACAGAACCGACAUGUCUGACGUCCUCGUUUUAUUACUGUUCACUGCUCUACCCCAAGUUAUAUCACUGUGCAGGCCUGAGGAUUUACAAUUGAAAACGUACGUUCGUCCAGCUUGACUUCAACAAACGAUUACUUGUUUAGAUCUGUCUCUUAUGCAUCUGGAAACUAGCCCCUCUUUAGUAUUUUUCCGUUUUCUUACUGGUAUUACGUUUAAAGCCUUUCGAUCUUUUAGGAUAAUUGCGUUCAUAAAACGUUUUAGUGUCUUUUGUAUACUUCUUUGCCGUUUUUUAAAUCGGAAAUCGGGACCUCAUUUGUCAUGCCCGGUCUCGACUACUUUAUUCCACGUUAUUUUAUUUUUUGACGAAGUUAUAAAGAAUCAGAGUCAAACGCGUUUUUAAAGAAAACGGCACAUGACGAAGGUCGUUAGCUGCUCACUAGAAGGCUCCCUAACUGAAUUUGAAGUCUGGCCGUUUUUAUGCUAUGUGGUUUUGAUAAAUGUUCCCAACUGUGCGUCCGGACACAUACAUACCCAAAUUCCCUCAGAUAUUUUAGUACGAAGGAACGAUCUGAUUAUGGAUAAAUGCCUUUACUUUAUAACUUAGGCUUUCGGUUUCACGGAAACGCGUCGAAUGUUAGGAGGAAUAGAUAGUCACCCAAAAUGUUUGCGAAAAUAUUCAGUCUCACAGGGAAUUACGACAUUUAAAAUUGCAGGGUUAUUUUCAGUGCGUAUUGAUAUUGUAAACCAAUGCAAGUUUUCUCCCCCGAGUACUCGUUUCAUGGUCCCACCCAACCUUUCUGGUUACUGGCGUUUCCAGUCCCAUUUAGAACAGCACAUGUUAACUUGCUUGAGGAAAAGUUCUGCAGUUGUGUCGUAAAACAAAUUCACGAUUUUACUAUUUUCUGGAAUUCCUUUUUCGAUUUAUAGUGAAUACGCUGUCGUUGUCGACCGAAUUUGUAUUUUGUCGCCCACCGUUAGUUGGCCGGCUAGUGCAUGCGCUCCCAAAGGCGGAGGCUCUUGACACGUGUUUCCUGGUUUUAGAAUUCAGUGUGUCGCAAUUUUAAUUUACAGGCCAAAGUCGUGCGACCUUAAUUUACCGUAGCCAUUUUUGGACCUUCAUAUGACAACACUAUAAUUGUGUCAAUACGCGUUUUUAUCUCCCAUAAACUCUGCCCAAAGCCACUUCGUCGCACUCGCCUCCUUCCCAAUUCUCGGCCUCAGUCCCCUUUGGGCGUUCUUAGAGUUUCCACCGUCUGCUCUAUCCGAAAAUUCAGUUAAAUUUACGUCCAUAAAUUCGUUGCAAUUGAAGAUAAAUAAAUUUUCUGUGCUCUGAAAGAAACUAUCUUGGUGGUCUUGACGUCGCCGACAGCUUUCCAUCAUUUGUUGAGUCUAGAAUGACGACCGGCCUUUCACUUUUGUUGGGAACGACAAGUUUGUGAGGAGUAGGAGCAGUUAUUACGCUCAUCUGUCCGGAAUUCUCAUGCAGUUAACUGCUGGGCAGGUGCGCCUGUCAGUUGGUAUUAAAUCCUGAAAGUUGAGAUGAACUUUCAACGUUGCCUAGGCUAUAAAUUACCAGGAGUCAGACACAGUCCACUUAUUGGGCCAGUGUCAAAAAAGUAUCAUCUAAAAGACUACACUCACAAGCCUUGAUGCGGUGGCAGAGUUAGUCGCCCCCGUUGGGAGAUUGCUAGUGUCAUGCUUCUCGAAAAAGCACUGGAUUUCGCUGUUGAUUAUUAAUAAAGAAUAGAUCGCGUUCGAAAGUAGAUUUAUGCCUUUCAUUUGCCCACCUAGACUUUAGAAUUUGCUAACACAGAAUAGGAAGCCCGUCAAUAUCAAUCAAGUAGCGCGCUAAACGCGGUGCAUCUAAGAUCUAGCUUUGAGUUGCCAAGUAACACGCUCCUAAAUAGCCGGUCAACAUUAAUACUGCUCUAAGUUAGCCGCAGAAUCUACCUCGGCCACUGUCAUCGGCGACACAGGAAAGCGGAUAGCCCAUAUCUAUUCAAUAACCGUUUUUUUAAAUUUACUUAUCUCGAGAUCUCUGGUUACCCUCAAGAAGCUGCGUCAGCCAUUACCGCGGGUAACACUCGUCACUUUGCUGUCGAAUGCCAAAAUUGAGCCUUUGUCCAGCGUUUCCUUAUAGUUAAGCACCCGUGAGUAAGAACAUCUAACGGAGUUUUCUAAAGAUUUCCUAGUACCGGUUUCGAAUGAUUUGGGGAUACAUUUCAAAAGGAGCCCAGUUUGGGAUCAAACCAGUGCUCCUCUGUUACAUCUCUUCGAUAAUAAGCAAAAUCCUUGAGAUAUUUAAAAUAAUCAUACUUUCUGAAAAUGACACUGUGCUAUAUGUCCUGCCGUCAGCUGCGUUGAGCCUCUCAACAACGCACCUAUUUCUACGGCAUUUGAGUCCACUAGCAAAAACUAGAGGUCGAUGACAUCCCCAACUCUGGGACAUAAUCAAAGACUGCAGUCGCCUCACGCGCGAAAAGGUUCGGAUACGUGAUCCGAAAUGCAUAUACUUUGCCACAGGUGCUACAUUCGAUAAGGAUCUCCUCCUCCUCCUCCUCCUCCUCCUCCUCCUCCUCCUCCUCCUCAUGAUGCCUCUCUGGCCUAACAUGUCUAUGUUUUUGUCGUAAAGUGUGCCGGUGCCGCCAUCGCGCAUUUCAUGGACAGUUCGAAAACAGAAGGAUUCACACUCGAGGCUUUGUUUGCGGACGUAUGCUGAUUCAGCUGGGUCUGGGACCUCUCCCCGACUACCCGCGAAGAAAGAAGUUGCGACUCUGAUAUGCUUAAUGGCAUCCGCCCUUGCCUGACGGCCUGCCACGCAGGAGUACUACUACCACAAAUUAUGACGAGGGAGUGAGGAUUGGAAGGUCGCCAAGGGUCAGGGCCGUUCUUUCCUGUUUGAUUCGGCUGUACGGCCCAGCCUCGGAUAAGGAUCAGGACCCUCAACCACUCGAAUCCUCAGGCAGUUAAUACGCUCGUCCCGGAGAUCCCCCCCUCUUCUGAUUUAAGCGGGUCGUAUCCACCAUUGCACCUCCCGACUAUCAUGUUUUUCUGCUGACACUGCAGUCGAAAACGCCCAAAGCGCAUCACCUUAGAGCCUUAUUGCAUUUUCUGGGAGAAAUUAACGGGAUACCCUAGCAGUACUUUACGCAAUUAAAACAGCAGAUCCUGGCUGAAACGUAAGGCAGUUCGUAUUUUCACCUACAUAAAAAUAUCUUCUGCGUGAGGUUUUGCGGUAGUAAUCGAUUAAUUGUGUUGUGUUGUACGUCCAUGGCAUUUGGGUAAGACUGACGUGAGCAAGGUGCGGACCAUCAGUGAGUAGCCUUUCGUUUAACUUUAGAGGGUCACCUUGUAUGUGAUACAUUUUACCUCACCUCUAGUUUUACGUGAACUCCGAAACUUUUUCAUUCGGUGAUCCCUCCUCGAUCGCGGCUGUUGCGUUCCAGAACUUCCUGCGAAAAGUGAAAAUCCGCAAAGCAAAGACCAUAUGUUCUUAUGGAUAUUAUAUAUAUAUAUAUAUAUAUUUCAAGCUCUGGUGAACCGUUCCCCUUCUUGACAAACAUUUGCUACACAGUCAUGCCGCAUAAACCCUUAAUAUUCUUUUAGUUAAAAGGUAUUCCUUGCUGGAAUCAUGUAUGUAAAUACAGUGUUUAUAUACUAUGCGCAUAUGCGUAUUGUAUGUCGUUAGCAUCUUCCGUUGAUGUUGCGGCAUGGCCUCCGUAGCAUUAGGAGCAGAUAUUUCCGGAGGAAUAACGAGGGGGUUAACCAAGCAGAAAAAGCACAAAAAACAACGCUUUACCCAGCGAAGCACGUUGGUGUUGGAUGAGCGGGACAGGAUGCUGGCUAACGCAAAGCGAGACCUAAUGCGAUUCCCCUUCGCUGAUCCAAUCAGCGCCCAGGAUACUUAACGACAUGUUCUGAUGGACUAGCUUCUCAGCCAGCGGUCAAUAGAGUCCCUUAUAUGAAAUCAACUUGGCAAACCAACUGAAGAAGCAUGUACCAGAAAUAAAAAGGUCCAUCGUCCGCAGAAAUCCCCAAUAUAUACCUGAACAUGCUUACACAUAAUAGCCACGAAAGUUGGGGCGCGAUAUAGCGGUGGAUUACUGUAGAUAGUCAUGUUCUAUAAAACUCCUGUUUGCAAAAGUCGUUUCAUAUUUACUUAGUGUGCUGUUUUUUCCACUGCUGUUUAUUGCUACCGAUGCCCACCAUAUCUUGGAACAGUUGCAGCUUUCGCGAUAGAUCUGCGAAAAUGCCCAGUGAAAAACUCAGGAGACCAGUUGGCGAACAUACGCGUUCUUUCGAUAAAAUAUUCAUCGGGCGGCUGCAUCUAUAUGGAAGCGGGGUACAAGUAAAAUACGGGUGAUAAGUCGAUUGCAGUUCGUCUUUUCAUAUAAUUAGGGUGUAGGAAUUUGGGGAGAGGUACUUCCUCACUGUGUAGUCCGAAAUUGCGCCCAUUUUAGCAGAAGACGAUUUUGACCCACUGCAUCCUUCCAUAGACGCCGUUUAAAAAGCUGACUCAUUUUUUGCCCUAAAUGACUCAGUCGUAGUCAGUGUUUGGCUUGAGACUUUUGAUCCAUCCUUAAAUGAGGGUUAGGACGUCUAGCGCCACAAUCAGUCAACAGCUCUCCAGUGGGCACUAUUCUAGAAAACUGUGCUUUCCAAAUCUGUUGCGUAUCUUUUUCCGUUUGGGAUUCUUUUGUGGCGCACAUAUGCAAUCAUUUUAUCUGGUCUGUUUUUGAUACUAGUAUGACUACAGAGCUUUCGUAUAACUCGUCUCAUAGAGACCUCACGCACUCGAAAUCAAAAUGAUGCCUGGUCUUAUACACAGGCAUGGUCUUCGGUGAUCAGCAGACAUUCGAUUCUUUUUUUUCGUGUUCACGUUGCUUAUUUUACUUUCAGUAAUUGUGCGGCGAACCUCCAUCAUUCAAAGCAGAAAAUUUAUUAGUCCUGCUCUGUUUGAUCCGAUUUCUCGCUUUCACUAUUCUGAUGGCGACUCCGUUGAAAACAUUCAAGACUGCCUAGCUUCCACUGUAUGCCUCGUUCGUUGUUAGGAUUUAGAGCUGUCCCGAACCAAGGUUCCAGCCAGCUGCUUCCACACCGAGGUGUUCGUGUGGUUGUCAGCGGCAACCACGUUGGACUGACUGCCUCCGCGAGUGAGGGUCUACUCCAGUAAAUCCACUGAAUUCAAUCCAUUCACGCUCCCAUGGGGUGGAGACGGAGUAUCGUAUGCUCAAGAGCCAUGCUGAUGUUUAGAGGAGGAGUGUGCAACUUAUGGGGUCAGCAAGAAAGGGUGUGUCCAGACUACCUCGAUCCUCUUUUAUGUCUGACAAGUCUUUCUGGCGCUGUCCCAACUAGUUCGGUCUGUAUCAUACGAUGAGUUUGGUAUAACUAACUCGGGCAGUGGUCGAAAUCCAUUGGCAUUUGCUCGUUUUAUGUCCACGCAGACCAACACUAGGUGCUGUGAUUGGUCUGGACGUCUUUUAAGGCUUACAAAAACCAUAUGAAGUAAGCUGGCCAGGGUGUGCUAUCGCUAUUCUCCGAUAAGUGACGACUUGCACCGAGUUAAUAGCACUUAUCUACACGCUAAGACAUCUGGGAGGUCUGAUGGAAGACCUUAGUCGCACAUUCCGGAUCUCCUUGGCCCGAUCAGUUGGCAUCCUAACUUCUUGUGCACUGCAAACGACAAGGACUACCGCUGUCUCGUGGUGACUUGGUGCUAGUUUAUUCUCAGCGGAGCAGACUUGCUUCUUCUUUCACACACCUACCGUCCAUCCACCUGUUCCAAACACAACCAGGUUCCCACGUCAAGCAUCGCGCUGUCAGUACAAAAACCGUUCGACCUCUCAAGAAAAGUAAAACAAACCCAGACAGUUUACCAGUAUUUUUGUACCGACAGCUCGCGGCGCGUUGUUAAUGGUGUUUGUCACGCAGACUUCCUUCAGACGUAGAGCAGGUAGUGACUGCCCCAAGACCGACUUUUCCUGAAUUUCGAAAGUAUCGCAUCUGUACAACGUUCCCCUGGUAAAACCGGUCUUUCGGAUACUUUCCUCUAACAAAUGGAAAGACUCACUACAAAGUUGUAGUGAAUUUUCGACCUAUCUUAUCACCGGCUAGAUAUGCACAUCUUCUUAUCUUCAAAAAAUUCCAUAGAACGUAAGGAAGAUCAUCAAACCUCAGUUCGGUGUAUUUUCGUCCCAAAACCCUCAUUUACGGCUUACUUUGGUUGAAACUGUUUCCCAUCGUGAACAAUAGACGUCUAAUGGAGCGUGUGUAGGUCAUUCGCUGAACUACUCACAGUACGGGCCAUCUCUGUAGCAGCGCACUCUGAAUCUCUGUCUAAAGCCUUUCAGGAAGUCGCAUAGAAACCAGUAAUUAACGUUCUCGGUCGUAAUUGAGGAGACUGCAGACCCCAAGGGUCAAACUUUCUCAUUCGAGUCAACCUGGAAUUGGAGCACAACUGGUUGAUGACGGUUGACAAUUCAGAAAUAGCCUUCCCAUUCUCCCGCAUCACUGUCUGUGUUUAUUCCUCGCCUAACGUACUUUUUUUCCAUCAUGAAUUUUCAGAAACGCAUUAUGCAACUGUCAUCAGAGAUUUGCCUUUCUCAUGAAGAACUUAGACGCCAAAAGGAACUCGCCGAACGUAAGCAAAGGGAAUUCCGGAGAAGCCUCUUGACGGCCAAAGGAACGAGGAAACUUUAA
Messenger RNA from Spirometra erinaceieuropaei, 7913 nucleotides. NCBI's taxonomy places the organism in Eukaryota, Metazoa, Platyhelminthes, Cestoda, Diphyllobothriidea, Diphyllobothriidae. The record is from the annotation of a GenBank genome assembly.